GAGAGCCGGUGGUGACUGCGGGAGUGGAGCCCCUGUGCGGUGCCCAGCAUGGACAGUUACACAGUCCUGAGAGUGAUUGGGGAGGGCUCCUUUGGCAGAGCCCUUUUGGUUCAGCAGGAGAGCAGUAAUCAGAUGUUUGCCAUGAAAGAAAUAAGGCUUCCCAAGGUCACUGCUAAAGCAAUUAGCUCAUGUUGAAAGUGUACAUGUAAUUUGUAUAGGAAAACAAGUUCUUGAAAUUUAACAUGGAAUUGCUCCUUUGUGCAAAAGAUUUAAUGGGUUUAUUCAUUAGCUUUACAAGGUCUUGAUAUAUCUUAGGUGGUUCUUAGGAUAUUGUAAUUAACAAAAAUAAUCAAGGUUUGGGUGGUGAUUGCUGUUUAUCUCAAUGUGAAUAAUUUGUAAUAAUUUCCAAUUUUGCAUACUUAAGGGUGUAGGGAAGCUGCCCAAAUGCAACUCGGGUGCCAUAUUAAUGAAAAAAGGAACAUCAACAUACAGUGAAGAGCUGAGACCUAAAAUGCUGACCUUUGGUAUCAGGGAACCUAUUCUGUGGAUUAGCGUAUAGGUUUUAUUUCCCUGUAAGAUGAGGAAAGUGCUGAUUUAUCUGUACAGUUGACCCUUGAACAACACAGGUUUGACUGCUGUGGGUCCACGUAGAUUUUUUCAAUAGUAAAUACUACAGUGCCAUGCGAUCUGAAGUUGGUUGAAUCUGUGGGUGCAGAACCGAGGAAAUGGAGGGCUUCCUCCAUACAUGGAGGGCCAGCUCUGAGUUGUACUUGGAAUUUCAACCCCGUGCAGUCAAUGCCUCUAACCUUGUUCAAGGUCAAACUGUAUUUGUCACGAUGUAACACAGUUGUCAGGUGAAAGAAGCCAUACCAUGGAGGCUGCCUAAUAAUGUUUUGAUCAACUAAAAAAAAAAUACAUUUUAAUAAAAUUCUCAGAGUAUUUUUUUCCCACUGCAAUCUUGACCUCGUUUAGUGGGCAUCAGAAUCACCUGGAGAGCUUGUUAAACCAGAUUGCUGAGCCUUAACCCCUGAGUUUCUGGUUGUGUAGUUCCUGGUGAGCCUGUGAAUUUGCAUUUUUAACAAGUUCCCAGCCGGUGGUGAUGCUGCUGGUCUGAGCCCCCUUGGGCUAGUACAUAAUCAGUUGCAGUUUCUUAAUUAUAAGUCAUUCAGGAUUUUAUCCUCAUAGAGUAAGUUAGGGGAUAAACAGUUUUGGAAACUUAUUUUGCAUAUGGUCUUUGCCCAUCCAUGCUGCUGUAAUACACGAGUAUAUAUAUUUUUCAUCUGAACCAGUGGGCUGAUAAAGUGAUGCAGACAGUAAAAACAUGAAAGCCCUAGUUUUUCUUUAAGGAGCUACUAUUGUUGAUGGCAUCCUGGCUCUCCAAGUCAGGUUAUACUUAGGCUGAUGAUAAGAGUAGUUUACAUUCUAUACUUGUAAAGAUAUAAGAGGUCAGCUUAAGCAUGCAUAUAGCCAUAGUUGAGAAAUCUGCACAUGUUUUCUCGUGGAGUUUGAUAAACUCAAUUGGUCAGAGUACAGUGCUAUGAAAUUGUGUCUAGCAUUGAAAUACCUUACAAACUACUAUAAUAUCAUUUUACUAUCAGUUUUAUUAUGAAGUAUUACAUUUACGCUUAUUUAAACUUCCUUCUAGUUUUUCUCUGACACACAGAAUUCUAGGAAGGAGGCUGUUCUGUUAGCCAAAAUGAAACACCCCAAUAUUGUUGCCUUUAAGGAAUCAUUUGAAGCGUCUUACAUUUGUUUCAGCUGAAGGACAUCUGUAUAUUGUGAUGGAGUAUUGUGAUGGAGGGGACCUGAUGCAGAAGAUUAAACAUCAGAAAGGGAAGUUGUUUCCUGAAGAUAUGAUACUUAAUUGGUUUACACAAAUGUGCCUUGGAGUAAAUCACAUUCACAAGAAACGUGUGUUACACAGAGAUAUCAAGUCCAAGAAUAUCUUCCUCACCCAAAAGGGAAAAGUAAAAUUGGGUGAUUUUGGAUCCGCCCGUCUUCUCUCCAGUCCCAUGGCAUUUGCUUGUACGUAUGUGGGAACACCUUAUUAUGUGCCCCCAGAAAUUUGGGAAAACAUGCCUUAUAACAAUAAAAGUGACAUCUGGUCCUUGGGAUGCAUUCUCUAUGAACUCUGUACCCUUAAGCAUCCAUUUCAGGCAAAUAGUUGGAAAAGUCUUAUCCUCAAAAUUUGUCAGGGGUCCAUGAGCCCACUGCCAUCCCAUUAUUCCUAUGAGCUUCAGCAUCUGAUCAAGCAGAUGUUUAAAAAGAAUCCCUCAUAUCGCCCUUCAGCUACAACUCUUCUCUCCAGAGGCUCUUUAGCUCGGCUCAUCCAGAAGUGCUUACCCCCAGAGAUCAUCACAGAAUAUGGUGAACAGGUAUUAGAAGAAACCAAAAAAUCUAUGCCUAGUACACCAAGAAAAAAGGACCCCAGCAGAAUCAGGAUAGCUUUGGAAAAUGAAGCAAGCACAGUGCAAAGGGAAGAACCAGGUGGAAAGUGUAGCCACACUGACUUAGAAAGCAUUAAUAAAAAUUCGGUUGAAAGUGCACUGAGGAGAGUAAACAGAGAAGAGAUAGCCAGUUCACCAGGUCCUCUCAGGCGACAGUGGGAGAAAAAUGUAUCCAGUACAGCUCUUACAGCGUUGGAAAAUGCAUCCUUACUCACCUCCAGUUUAACGGCAGAGGAUGUUAGAGGAUAUUUGGUUAUCACACAUCAGAGCGCUGCUCAUACAGGUGGUUCUGUAAUAAAGUACAGUGAAAAUAAUACCCGUAAGCAGUGGCUCAAAGAGACUCCUGAGACCUUGUUGAACAUUCUUAAGCAUGCUGACCUCAGCUUGGCAUUUCAAACAUACACAAUAUAUAGACCAGGUGCAGAAGCGUUCUUGAAAGGCCCCCUGUAUCAGGAAACAGAAGCAUCAGAUGAUGUUGAUGGAAGUCAUGAUUCUGUCAUUUUGGAUCCAGAGAGACUUGAACCUGGACUGGAUGAGGAGGAUACGGACUUUGAGGAAGAUGACAACUCUGACUGGGUAUCAGAACUGAGACAGCGAGCUGGCUGGCAAGGAGUGUCUGAUGGAUAACACCCAAGGAAAUGUUCCUUAGUCACACUGAGGAGACGUUUAACAUGAGGAAUUGAUAUUUGGAUAAUACUUAACUCACAGGAUGUGUAUUUUCCUUUAGAAACAGAGUGAAGAGAGGGAAACUGAAUAUUUAAAAUUAUUCCUGGUUAGUAUAAGGUAUAAAAAAUCUAGAACUCUUAUGAGUUUUUGAAUUCAGAGGAGAAGGCACAGCAGAAUGGGUAUGAGGUUUGGGCUUUGCGGUCAGAACGGAAAUUGAAUGCUACCACCUAUUGCUUGUGUGACUGUGAGAAAUUAACCCCUUUGAGCCCGAAUUUCCUCAACUACAAAAUGAGGAUAACAAUGCUUACCUCAUAGGGAUGCUGACCUUAGACCAUCACGGCAGCCCUUAAUGUUAUUAUUUCCAUUGUUAUGAUUUAUGCUUAUUUCUAUGUAGCUCUUUUUAUAUCUCUUAAAGGUUUGAGGACCUAAAUAUAUUUAAUUAUAACAUAAUAAUGCGUGUGAUUUUUCAGUAAGGCCUAUUUCUGGGUAGUGAUCAAUCAUCUUCAGUGAUCACCAACUACCAGCUGUCCUUAAAUACAGCCCCUCACAGGAUGCACAAAAGAGCCCAGGUCGGAGGAUCAGCCAUGGGAGGAGUGGGGUGGGCUACAGAACUGGUCAGAAGUUGGUGGUCCUGUAUAUGAGAAAGGAAUGGGGCCAAAGGUGAGAAGUCCAUACAGCAAGUAGCAGAAACCAGUGUUGUGGAACUAAUGGCGGGCAGGACCCCAACACGUCUGGGUUACCAUGACACACAUGUGCCGAGGCCUGUCAUUUCAUGCUGUGAUACUUUAGUGAAGGGAGACUAUUUUACUAAAGCAACUGGCUCUUCGCAGGGGAUCCCACAGGGGCAAGUGUGGGAACAGCAUAAGCCUGUCCUGGGACAGGGAACAAUGCUCAAAUAAACAAAAGGGGGAAAUAGUUGUGAGACUACAGUAGGAUCAUUAAUAAAGUUCUGCUGAAAUGUGGACUAUGUAUGUCUUUUAAAGAGUUAAACAUUUAAAAAAAAUCUUAACAUACAAAAACUGUCAUAGCUUUCACUACCCCCGCUCCCAUCCGCCAUUAUUUAUACUCAAAACAUUUGGUCAUCCUUAGUCUCCUCUGGUCUCUGAGUCUCUCCAUCUUCCCUUAUUUUUCAGAACCCUGACAUUUUUGAGGCGUACUGGUUAGAUGUUUGGUAAGAUGUCCCUCAUUUGGGGAUUGUCUGAUGUUUUUCUCAUGAUGGGACUGAGCGUGAGUGUUUGAACACCACAGACGUGAAGUGCUCUUCCCAAUACAUCCUGUCAGGGAUGUGCCAUCUCCUCACGACAUUACUGCUGUUGUUAACCUUGAUCUCUUGGCUAAGGCAGUGUCUGCCGGGGUCUCUGCUCUAAGUUCCUAAUUUUACGUUUCCAUGUUCUAGUCACUCUGAGACACUAAAUCCAGCCUAUUCUCAAGUGGAGAGGAUAUUGCCAGGUACUCGGCUUCCAUAAAUACUGUAUUUGAUACCUCUUAGACAUCUCAAAUCUUAGCACUGCCCCAGGGUGGAAACGUUUCCAAACCAACCAACACAGGGAACUUGAAACUAUGUAUAGUUACUGAGAGACUGAAUGAAUCUUGAUGGGAUGACAAAUCCUUUUGAAAGUCAGAUGGUUUGCAGGGUUUUGCUUAUAACAGAAUUUCAAGAGAUUCUAAUGGAUGAUUAGAAACCAAUUUUAGAGAUAGAUUACUGUGUAAUUCUUGACAUACAACUAGGCAAGAAUUGAGGGUCACUUUUAACAAAACUUCCAAUUCCAUUUGUUUACUUACACGAAUAAGGUUUUUCAGCACUUACAGCUUUAAAGAAAAAGAGAUUAAAAAAAAGAGGUUUGAUGAAAUAAAAUUAUUUUUAAGACAGGACAAGAAUCUUUUUUAAACAAAAUUUUCUCUCUGUCGGUUUCUACCACUACUACCCCUUUUUAGUGUGCAUUGUGCAUGUGCAUUAUACAUUAGCUAGAUCCCCUUAGAAGACACAGAAAUGCCUGCUCACGAAAAAACACAAAACAACAACCCCCCCCCAACAGCAGUUUUCUCUUGUCAGCAAGGUAACUCCUCAGGGGAUAACGUUUCUUUCUUAAUCCUGUAAGGGGUCACGAUGACCCACUACUCACCUUGCUGGACUGUGUAAACUGUCAGUAUGUUACUUUGACGUACAAUAUAACCUUUGUCUUGAAAACGUAUGUAAUUGUGCUUUGGGAGGAACAAUCCUCAGAGCUUUCUGAAAGACUGUCCCCUGGGUUAUAAUCCUCAAGUUGGCUCAAAUAAAAUUCUCCAUUUCUUUCUUAGA
Molecule: messenger RNA, 5412 nt
Organism: Orcinus orca (killer whale)
Lineage: Eukaryota; Metazoa; Chordata; Mammalia; Artiodactyla; Delphinidae
Gene: NEK3
Product: NIMA related kinase 3
Exons: 15
Coding region: 1782-3074 (430 amino acids)
Biological process (GO): protein phosphorylation
Molecular function (GO): protein kinase activity; ATP binding
Source: RefSeq, a predicted model, not a curated record